This is a messenger RNA of Galeopterus variegatus (Sunda flying lemur), 5206 nucleotides long. It is a transcript of the gene TLL1, whose product is annotated as tolloid-like 1. Lineage: Eukaryota; Metazoa; Chordata; Mammalia; Dermoptera; Cynocephalidae. Gene Ontology annotation, molecular function: calcium ion binding; metalloendopeptidase activity. Gene Ontology annotation, biological process: proteolysis. The record is from RefSeq and is a predicted model, not a curated record. The annotation marks the transcript as partial. The transcript is spliced from 15 exons.
GUCAAGAGUACAAUUUUCUGAAGAUGGAGCCUGGAGAAGUAAACUCACUCGGAGAAAGAUACGACUUUGACAGUAUCAUGCACUAUGCCAGGAACACCUUCUCAAGGGGGAUGUUUCUGGAUACCAUUCUCCCCUCCCGUGAUGAUAAUGGCAUACGUCCAGCAAUCGGUCAGCGAACCCGUUUAAGCAAAGGAGAUAUCGCACAGGCCAGAAAGCUGUAUAGAUGUCCAGCAUGUGGAGAAACCCUACAAGAAUCCUACGGCAACCUUUCCUCCCCAGGAUUUCCAAAUGGCUACCCUUCCUAUACACACUGCAUCUGGAGAAUUUCUGUGACCCCAGGGGAGAAGAUUGUUUUAAAUUUUACCACAAUGGACCUAUACAAGAGCAGUCUGUGCUGGUAUGACUACAUUGAAGUAAGAGAUGGGUAUUGGAGGAAAUCACCUCUCCUUGGUAGAUUCUGUGGGGACAAAGUAUCUGAAAUUCUUACUUCUACAGACAGCAGAAUGUGGAUUGAGUUUCGCAGCAGCAGUAACUGGGUAGGAAAAGGCUUUGCAGCUGUCUAUGAAGCAAUCUGUGGAGGGGAGAUACGUAAAAAUGAAGGACAGAUUCAGUCCCCUAAUUAUCCUGAUGACUAUCGGCCGAUGAAAGAAUGUGUGUGGAAGAUAACGGUGUCCGAGGGCUACCAUGUCGGACUGACCUUUCAGGCCUUUGAGAUCGAAAGGCAUGACAACUGUGCCUAUGACCACCUAGAAGUUCGAGAUGGAAUAAGUGAAAAUAGCCCUUUGAUAGGGCGUUUCUGUGGUUAUGAUAAACCUGAAGAUAUAAGAUCCGGCGCUAACACCUUGUGGAUGAAGUUUGUUUCUGAUGGAACUGUGAACAAGGCAGGGUUUGCUGCUAACUUUUUUAAAGAGGAAGAUGAGUGUGCCAAGCCUGACCGUGGAGGCUGUGAGCAGCGGUGUCUGAACACACUGGGCAGCUACCAGUGCGCCUGCGAGCCUGGCUAUGAGCUGGGCCCCGACAGGAGGAGCUGUGAAGCUGCUUGUGGCGGACUUCUUACCAAACUUAAUGGCACCAUAACCACCCCAGGCUGGCCCAAGGAGUACCCUCCUAAUAAAAACUGUGUGUGGCAAGUGGUCGCACCACCCCAGUACAGAAUUUCCGUGAAGUUUGAGUUUUUUGAAUUAGAAGGCAAUGAAGUUUGUAAAUAUGAUUAUGUGGAGAUCUGGAGUGGUCUUUCUUCAGAGUCUAAGUUGCAUGGCAAAUUCUGUGGUGCUGAUGUGCCUGAAGUGAUCACAUCUCAGCUCAACAAUAUGAGAAUUGAAUUCAAAUCUGACAAUACUGUAUCCAAGAAGGGCUUCAAAGCACAUUUUUUCUCAGACAAAGAUGAAUGCUCCAAGGACAAUGGCGGGUGUCAGCACGAAUGUGUCAACACGAUGGGAAGCUACAUGUGUCAGUGCCGUAAUGGAUUUGUGCUGCAUGAAAAUAAACAUGACUGCAAGGAAGCUGAGUGUGAACAGAAGAUCCACAGUCCAGGUGGCCUCAUCACCAGUCCCAACUGGCCAGACAAGUACCCAAGCAGGAAGGAAUGCACAUGGGAAAUCAGUGCCACCCCCGGCCACCGAAUCAAAUUAGCCUUUAGUGAGUUUGAGGUUGAGCAGCAUCAAGAAUGUGCUUAUGACCACGUAGAAGUAUUUGAUGGAGAAACAGAAAAAUCACCAAUUCUUGGACGACUGUGUGGCAACAAGAUACCAGAUCCUCUUGUCACUACUGGAAAUAAAAUGUUUGUUCGGUUUGUUUCUGAUGCAUCGGUUCAGAGAAAAGGCUUUCAAGCCACACAUUCUACAGAGUGUGGUGGCCGAUUGAGAGCAGAAUCAAAACCUCGAGAUCUGUACUCGCAUGCUCAGUUCGGUGAUAACAACUACCCUGGACAGGUCGACUGUGAAUGGCUGUUAGUAUCAGAACGGGGCUCUCGACUUGAAUUAUCCUUCCAGACUUUUGAAGUGGAAGAAGAAGCUGACUGUGGCUAUGACUAUGUUGAGCUCUUUGAUGGUCUCAAUUCAACAGCUGUGGGGCUCGGUCGAUUCUGUGGACCUGGGCCAGCAGAAGAUAUCUAUUCAGUUGGGGAUGCAGUUUUAAUUCAUUUUCACACUGAUGACACAAUCAACAAGAAAGGAUUUCAUAUAAGAUACAAAAGCAUAAGAUAUCCAGAUACCACACAUACCAAAAAAUAACACCAAAACCUUUGUCGGAACAUAAAGGAAUGUGCAUAAUGGAGAGAAGGCGUAUUUUUUUAAAAGUGCGAUAUUAGCACAAAUGUUUUAUAUGAAUUUGAACAAAAGAAAACUGUGAGACCAAAUUAUCUCUGUCUGAAAGAGAAGUUUCCAGCUGAUCAGCGUUAUAAGAACAUUUGAGCUCCAUGCUUGCUGGAAUUACUAAAGCUGGUGAAAGGGCAUCGCGUGCUUCAGAGACAACUCUACAAGCUUCUGUUCACAGCUUGAAAUAGAAGACACAAUUCAGACAGUUCACUACGGGGGCUGUGACCCUGCAGACUGUUCUUUUAAGACAAAUUUUCAAGAUUUGGGGACAUUAAAUGAUCUUGCAGGUCAUAAACUGGAAAACCCUCUUCUUGUGUCUUAGGAUAAUUGUUUUGACUUUGUAUCUUGGAUACAAUUUAAAUCAGAUUCAUAUAAAGUGAUGUGAAAUGGGAAUCUUUUGAGAGUGGUUUGUACUUUUAAUGUGUGUGUGUGUGUCUGAAGUUUGGAAACUGGAAUAUUUCAGCUUCAUGAUUUUCACUUGCAGGCCAGUUUAACCUCUUUGAAACACAAAUGAUCUUGAGACCACUUCAUUGUACCUACAUUUUGGCAAAUUUGAAAUGUGAAUAAUGUCUAUUAUUGCAGUUAAAUUCUAGACAUCAUUUAUUUAAGUACCAGAAAAACGCCCCGUUAAUUGGUAAACUCAGUUUUUUCUGUGGAAGUGCUGCCUUUUCACACCGAAUCCAAGAAGCCUGUGAUGUCUUAUGAACCUUGUGAGAAAACUCCAAAGAGGAGUGGGCAGGAUUCUUCUAAAUGUCCACCCGGAUGCUUCAUGUUCAAGUCACUGCUGCUGCUACUGUCUUUCUUCUGGUUUUGAUCAGUUAUUGUUGUAUCUAGUAUCGUUGAUGUUUUCAUGGUUAAUGUAUUUUUUAAAAAAUGAAAUGAAGUAGAAAUCAGCCUUGUGAGGGUUGAAAUAUCUUUUUUUUUUCUCUUCCUGGGACACAUUGUUUAAAAAAUGUAAUAUUGGUAAAGAGGAUUUGUUUCUGAAAGAUUUCCUGUGGUGCUAUUCCAUAAACAUUUUCUUCAACACGUUUUUGACCUUUGAGCCAACCGCCUGUAGACUAUGAAUGUCUCCCUAUCCUUGGCUGGUGAUUUGAUGACUUGUUGAAUAUAUCAAGAUGUAUCGCUGCAAGGGUGGCACUUGUCCUGUGGAACAACUACUUAUCAUGCCUUAGAAUUCUUGAACAUGAUCAAACAGAUCCUCCUAGAGACAGACACGUCUUCUGAAAUAUUGAACACAAUAGCGUAUGUUAAUUAGUAGCUCUAUGAUGAAUAUUCAUUUCCAUGACUGAAAAAUUGGAUAUAAAUAUAGUGACCUACUUUUGUUGCAGAAAAUGUAAUUUUAAAAUGAAUUUUCUCCUUUAAAGCCAUGUGUGUUUUUAAUAUUAAUGUAUGUAUAUGUGAGAUUGUUUGAAUGAGUAAAACUACAGGAAGAUGGUUGAAAGUAACGGAUGGUUGAAAAGUUCACAUCUAUGUGCCAAGUUCUACUAGAAUCCUGUGUGACAUAGCACCUCUCUUAGGUUUCAUGGACAAAUAAUGGGAACUUCUAAUUAUUGUCAAUCCCAUUUUAAAAAGGCUGUUUCCUUUAGAUAUUUUUUGCUAUUUUUGGCGUUGAUAUAGAGUGCUAUUUGAAGUAGAUUUGUUUCUGUUACUUGUCCAUGAACAUUCAACAUUUAAUCAAAUUGGGUUUAUUUCUUCAUUUUUACAAAUCCAACUAUACACACAGAUGUAGCUUUUUUUUUCUCCUUCAUUUUGCCCUGAAAAAUCUUUACUUGCAUAUGAAUUGUAAAAUGUAAAUACACUUUUAAAAACAAUGUGUUGAUCUUAUCGAAUGCCACUUUGGAGAUAUAUAACUAUUGCCUGCAAAGUAAAUGAGCCUUUUAGUGGAGCUGAUUUAUUCCAGCAAUUUCUUCCAUAUUUUUUAACUAAUGUCCAAUUAGCCAAAAUAUCCCAGGAACAGAGGAGAGAAGAACAAUAGAUUAGCCCCUGUAGUGCUUUCCACUCCUCCUCGCCUGGUGUCACGCACAUGCACCAGCUCUUUCUAAACUCCAUACUACGCUUCGAGGACUGUCCUAAAGUUCUUAUUUUGUAGUCCAGGAACUAGGGCUCAAAGAAGUUAUGUAACCUUCCUAGGGCCACAGUAUAAAGCUAAAUGUUGAAACCCAGCUUGGCUAAUAUCAAAGUCUGUGCUGGUUCUACAAAAUGCAGUAGAACCAAUCUUGACGUAUAUAAUUAGUAGAUAUUUUUAUAAUGAAACCUUUCCACAUAAAGUAAAUUUUAGGGGUGAAUUAAAGUAAAACCAUCAGGAUAAACAUAUUAUUCCUUUCAGGAACAGCAUGAGAAUUAGAAUAGAUAUCGAUAAGCACCAGAAUUAGUACUAGAAAUUUAAAAAAAAAAAAAAAAACACCUAUAGAUUGGAGUUAGUAUGGACCUUUUGUUAAAAUAAAUAUGUUAACUUAUUUGACCUGACAUGGAAGGGAGAAUGUAGUGUUCUAUUUUAAGAAACACUCUGGAUAUUCCAGUUGACAGCUUCUUAGUCCACAAUGAACUGUGCUCAACACAACUGGGUAAUUAAAGAGGGUAUUUAGAACGCAUACAGAGGUAUUGUCGUAACUUUAGGUUUUCAAGGUGAACAUUAAUUUUUAUUGUAUCGUAUGUCAAUUAUCAGUUUACUGCAUUUUUUUAUAUUAAUUCAACAUUUGCCUUAAAUGUGUUGUUGAAUCUAAAUAAGUUUCAUUGUUGUUUUGUUAAUAAUUGUCAGUUACUGUUCUAGGCAUUUUAUUAAAUUAAUUUUGUAAAUUAUUUUCAACCCUUACAUGAAUAUUUUGCUUGUGUUUUAUAUUUGCCAAAGUUCUAAUUCCCAUAAAAUGCUCACCGAUUACACUCCAAAAAAA